This is a messenger RNA of Eimeria acervulina, 840 nucleotides long. RefSeq names its product zinc finger DHHC domain-containing protein, conserved, putative. The record is from RefSeq and is a predicted model, not a curated record. Gene Ontology annotation, biological process: peptidyl-L-cysteine S-palmitoylation; protein targeting to membrane. Gene Ontology annotation, cellular component: endoplasmic reticulum; Golgi apparatus. The coding region runs from base 1 to 840 and encodes 279 amino acids. Gene Ontology annotation, molecular function: protein-cysteine S-palmitoyltransferase activity. Lineage: Eukaryota; Apicomplexa; Conoidasida; Eucoccidiorida; Eimeriidae. The transcript is spliced from 10 exons.
AUGAUGGAGAGAAGGGAAGACCAAGGAAAGCGGCUUGCCCGCUUUCUUCCCAUGAUUGUGAUAUGCAGCGUCAUGGCAAUUCUCUAUACAGUGUACUUGCUGUACCACUGCCUGCCCAUGUUCCAAUUUGAGGUGCCACCUGAGUAUCGUGAUCGUGGAGCUAUUGCAAUCGGUGCACUUCACUUCUUCGUUGCCCACGCUGGGAUGGCUAUGGUUUUGUGGUCGUUCUACAAAACAUAUUCGACAGAUCCGGGGCGCAUUCCAGACACUCAUGAGUGGGAGAGGCAGCCAAAUCCUAGUCUCAUCACGGAAAGGAAACGUGACGGCGGAGCUAGAUAUUGCCACAAAUGUUCAAAAUAUAAACCCGAUCGGUGCCAUCACAGCAGCAACAGCGGCCGUUGUGUCCUAAAGAUGGACCAUUACUGUCCUUGGGUUGCCAACGACGUGGGCUUCUUCAACUACAAGUUUUUCUUUUUGACUUUGCUAUACAGUGGCGCAACGUUGACAUUCGUGUGCUCUACCAUGGCAGCCACCGUCAGCGCCUCCAUUGACGACUCCAACAUUUCCUUCGAACAAGUCUUCUUCACGUUCCUUGGGACUGCGCUGAGCUUCUUCAUGCUUGCCAUUGUUGCACCUUUCUGCAUCUUCCACUGCGUGCUCAUCACCACCAAUUGCACAACAAUCGAGUUCUGCGAAAAACGUCGCACAGGGCGGCCGAACCCCUACGACGUUGGCCUCGCUGAGAAUCUCAAGCAAGCUCUCGGGGACCAACCGCUUCUAUGGCCGGUACCGGUUGGUGGACCAAGCGGCGAUGGAAUAUCGUUCCCUCGCAACCGUUAG